Molecule: messenger RNA, 2826 nt
Organism: Penicillium cataractarum
Lineage: Eukaryota; Fungi; Ascomycota; Eurotiomycetes; Eurotiales; Aspergillaceae
Product: putative HET domain protein
Exons: 2
Coding region: 1-2826 (941 amino acids)
Molecular function (GO): zinc ion binding
Source: RefSeq, a predicted model, not a curated record
AUGGCACUCUGUGACUCCUGCGACUCCAAAAUUGUCGGUGAACGCUUUAAAUGCACUGCAUGUCAAGACUUUGACUACUGUGCCGGCUGCUACCAAGAUGCAGAAUUGAUACAUCCGGGUCACGAUUUCAAGACCAUUGAAUGCGAACCAGCUGGCUCGUCUUCUUGUGACGAUUCGAAUUGUUCCGGCAGCUCUGGAAAUCCCCAAACUCGGACUCCGACUAGGUGUCGCAGCUGUUUUCCUUUAUCUUAUGGGCUGCCAACUUUAUACUUGAUUUACGAACAGUUCCAAGAAGACCACCGUCGAAAGUUAGAAGAGGGCAUGACCAAGAACAUCACGGAUGACACAAUACCGGAAGAUCCAGAGCUCAGAGAGAAAAUUGCCGCGGAGCUCUAUCACCGUACAGAGCAGCAGAUUCCAAUGGAUUUUGAGCAUUUCAAGAAAAUCCCAUGGGACAAAAUCUACAAACAAAACGAAGCGCUAUAUAUUGCGGAGAACGGUCCAGUGCAAGGCAACGACGAUACGAUCGAACACGAGGAUAUGAGAAGGCUGGGCAUUGGCGUUGCCGAGGCCUUAAUGGAGAGUCUUGGAUCGUACGCUCCCAUCUCUCACAUGGAAUACCAGAAUGAGGAGGAAGAUGAAUCGGCCCCACAGCAUAAAAAGCAAUUCCCACUGCCCUCACUCACGUGGGCAGUGAGAAUCUCAAGACUUGUCGAAGCAUCACAAAGGGGGUGUGAAUUUUGCAGCUUUUUUCUCAAUAAAGUUUUUGUGACAACAUACUUCAGUUGCCCGGCAGAUAUUUAUGGCUCUGGCCUUAAAAACAGUUGGUACACCAACCCCGGAGGAAAUAGUGCCAGACGUGAAAAAGCCAUCUCCGAUUGCAUGCAGAAGCUCACGAAGCUGAAGCACGACAGCUUCCUGUUCGCUGUUUUCCCCAUAUGCUCAAAGAAGGAUUCGAAGUUGCCUGAUUUCAACAAACUUCAGUUUGGCUUAAUAGAGACUGCCGAUGAUCAUGAUGUGGUGAAGGAGAUUCUCAAGUACUCAGAGAUCUGGAUGACGAAGGGACAGGGCCCUAAUAUGAUGGAGUUUCAAGUGAAUGUGUACACCACUAAAGCUGCAAUUGGCCUGAGUAGCCGAACGCCCAACGCCUCCCCCGGGUCAGACAAUGCUUUCAACUUGAUCAACGAAUGGACAACAUACUGUAAUGAGAAUCAUAAAGACACAUGUCUUAGAAGUUCGGGAUUUCAGUCAGACUUGCCCAGACGUGUUAUUGAUAUCAGCAACGGACAAUCUCUAAAGCUAUAUGAGCCUCCCCGUGGCGAGAAAGGGAUUUACACUGCUUUGAGUUAUUGUUGGGGCGGGUCUCAAGCAUUCCAAACGACAAUUUCAACACUUGAUGCGAUGCGGCUUGGUUUCGAAAUGUCGAUGCUGCCAAAAACCAUGAGAGAUGCUAUUCUCGUGACCCAGAAGCUUGGAGUGAAAUACAUCUGGAUUGACUGCCUUUGUAUUAUCCAAGAUAUACCGUCAGACAAGUCAUACGAGUUCUCGCAGAUGGCCAAGACCUAUAAGGGAUCAUAUCUCACAAUAUGUGCUACGCGGGCAGGAAGUGUAGAUGAGGGGUUCCUCAUUGACAUGGCCGAUAAAUCGACUGGACUCUGGAAGGGUCUCAUUCCACUCGCCUACCGUCUACCUGACAGCACUGCAACGACAAUCGAAGAGGCAGCCUCAUUGCCAGGCUCUCAAAUGGGCAAGAUAUGGUUACACGAUGACUACGACGAUUGGCAAACUAGUUUCACUUUUCCAACUACACGUCGUGGAUGGUGCCUUCAAGAACAGCUCCUUUCGCCAAGGUUCCUGUCCUACGGGAGGUGGCCUACCUUCAGAUGCAGAAAAAGUACUUUUGCAGAUGGAGGAUACUACUACUCCCCUGCAAGCAUCCGCGAUGCGACGGAAACCUUGGAGAAUCGUAUGGUAGACAUGCUAUUUGAUUCACCUCAAUCAAGCAAUCUCUCAUCAGGGUUGGACAUGUUCAGCACGACACAACUGUACCAAGCCUGGUAUGCAUUUAUCCACGAUUAUUCCAGACGUGAAAUUGGCCGUCCCUGUGAUAGGUUACCUGCUAUUGGCGGCAUUGCAGCGGAGGUCUCUCGACUGACGGGUCAUCGAUACCUGGCAGGACUUUGGCAGGAUAACAUUCUGCACGACUUAAUGUGGUUCACAAAAGUUCACGAAUUGUCUCGUCAGACACAACAAUGGCGUGCACCUUCAUGGUCAUGGGCCUCGGUCGACUGUACCGUCUCAUACGGCAAUAUAACAGCUGAUUCAAAGCCCAUGGCAACCGUGAGGAAGUGCACAGUCAUUCUUACAGACUCCUCCUCACCCUUUGGUGAGGUCUCCGAAGCAUCACUCGAGAUCAAAGGUCUUUUUACUGAACUCAAGACCAAAAAUGUGAAUGAUCUGCUCAAAAAACAAUCCCGCGCCCCGAUCCGUCGAAAGAACGGCGAUGGAGCUGAAUGGCAUAAGUUGAUGACGAGACAUGGCAUAGAUGUCCAUGGCGCCAAUGUGGUGAAUCGCGAAACCCAUGAGAUUAAGGAAGAUCCCCCACUUGAGGGUCAGGUCUAUGGGCUUAUCAUGUUUACUCGCGACUGGAGAUUGGAUCAAAAGGGAAACAAAGUGAACGAGCUCUGCUAUUCUGGGCUCUUCUUGCAGAAAGCGAAGGACUCAUUAGGAUAUCUGAAACGGGUUGGUUCUUUUGCAAACGAGGCAGAACCGUGGCUGGAUCAGAAACUGAAUCCAUGGAAAGAAAAGUCUGUUGUCAUAGUUUGA